GGAGGAUGGCAUGAGUCGUAGUUGAAGCUUCCAAGUUUCUGGAACCUUCUAGACAUUGACUGAAUAAUGGAAUUUUUAAAGAUUACGAUAACAAUUCUUGCAUUGGCAUUAUCCGUAUCUGGCAAAGGAUAUGAUCUUGGUCGCAGUGGUGCAGGAAGUUUGGGAGGAGUUAGUGAUGGAGUUGGAGGAUUAGGAGGACUCGGAAAUAUGGGUAGCGGUGUUGGAGGCAUUGGAGGAUUGAGCGGCGGUGCUGGUGGUCUUGGUGGAAUGGGAGGAGGUGCUGGUGGUCUUGGAGGAAUGGGAGGAAGUGCUGGUGGCCUUGGUGGAAUGGGAGGAGGUGCUGGUGGCCUUGGUGGAAUGGGAGGAGGUGCUGGUGGCCUUGGUGGAAUGGGAGGAGGUGCUGGUGGUCUUGGAGGAAUGGGAGGAGGUGCUGAUGGCCUUGGUGGAAUGGGAGGAGGUGCUGGUGGUCUUGGAGGAAUGGGAGGAAGUGCUGGUGGCCUUGGUGGAAUUGGAGGAGGUGCUGGUGGUCUUGGUGGAAUGGUAGGAGGUGCUGGUGGUCUUGGUGGAAUGGGAGGAACUGUUGGAGGCCUUGGAGGAGUGGGAAGAGGUGCUGCUGGCCUUGGUGGAAUGAGAGGAGCCGGUGGAUCUGCAUAUGGAUUUGGUGGGGGAAUUGGAGGAGGAGCUGGAACUGAAGAUACCCAGCCCAAACCUUUCAACAUGGGCUAUCAAUCAACCGAUGGACAAGGAAGUGCCGCAUUCAGAACCGAAGAAGGGGAUGCCAGCGGCAAUGUUCGAGGAAGCUAUGGAUACAAGGACGCCCAGGGUCUUUACCGGAAAGUAGAUUACACUGCAGGGUCUGACGGAUUUCAAGCCCUUGUGAAAACUAACGAACCUGGAGUUGACGGAAAAGAAAAUCCUGCCGAUGUUGUCAUGGAAGUUGAAAAGACACCUUCAGGAAUUCAAGAAAGGUACAAUAGACCAGCAGGAGGCGCUACGGGUGGUGCUGGAGGACGAGGUGGAAUGAGAGGACCCUCAGGAGGAAUCGGGAGCGCUGGAGGACUUGGAGGAGCAGGAAAUUUUGGAUUUGCCUCUGGAGCAGGAGGUCUUGGAGGAGCAGGAAGUUUUGGAGGUGCCUCUGGAGCAGGAGGACUUGGAGGUGCAGGAGGACUUGGAGGUGCAGGAGGACUUGGAGGGGCAGGAGGACUUAGAGGAGCAGGAAGUUUUGGAGGUGCCCCUGGAGCAGGUGGACUUGGAGGUGCAGGAGGACUUGGAGGUGCAGGUGGACUUGGAAGUGGAAAUAAUCUCGGAAGUGGAUUUGGAGGCGCCGGUCUUGGAGGCACAAGCAGUUAUGGAGAUGCAGGACUUGGAGGCGCUGGUGGACGUGGAGGUGUCGGAGCAAUCGGUGGAGGAUUUGGAACUGAUGCUGGUGGUGUAGGGGGAAGAGCUGGAGGCAUUGGAGGGGGAGCUUUUGGUGGUUCUUCUGGUAUGGCAGGUGUUGGCAGAGCUGGUGUAGGAGGAAUCAAAGGAGUUUCAGGAAGAAUGAGUGGAUCUGGAGGGAUGGGAGGUGCAGGUGGCUUAGGGGGAAUAAGUGGAGCCUCUGGAAUUGGUGGUAUCGGUGGAGGCAUGGGAGGAAUCGGUGGGGCCUCAGCCAUUGGAGGAGCUGGUGGGCGAUCUCUGGGUAUGGGAAGCCCUUUUAACGGAAUUCCACGAGGUGGAUCUGGAAGCAGAAAAAGUGGUUAUUAGAAGUAGAAUUUGAAAUGUUAUCGAAUAUGGUACUUAUUUUUCUUGUUAAUGUUUUGUUUAAAAUAGAAAGAAAUAAUGGAAAAACCAAGAAUAUAUAUUAUAUCAUAUUCAUUAAAUCUUUAUAGUCGAAGGAUCGCAUAUACAAUGGCAUACAUUACGUUCUUUUUUUAUGUUAAAAAUAAUAAAUUUAGGACAUUCCGAACUAAAUAAAAAUAUUUUUUUUCUUUUUUUUUACUUUCUUAGCAACUUUCUUUCAAAUACCAAUCGAUUGCUGCUGUCCGAGAUUUUAACAAUCUUGAAGUUUCAGUUUAUAUGUUUAUCCUCCAAAGUUAUACUCCUUGAUAUUUGAAAGCUCUAAAUUAAUUUUAUUCAAAAGUAGCAAAUGGCGUUUGAAAAAUCAUCUUACUAUAAUCAUACCUUUUUUAUUCUGAAAUUCAAUGGUGUAUUUUUAAUCGCUUAGUGACGGGAGAUGGCGCCACGCUGCAGAAUAAUUCAUCGGCUGUAACGAAAGUGUUCAACUGUUUUUAUGUACCUUUUAUAAGUUAAUUUAGAAUGUAAUUAAUUCAUUCUAAAACCAAAGAAUAAUUUGCACAUUUUCAUUUAAAGUGUUUACACUGCCUUUCAUUUCUUUUUCUCUUUUGUAUGACUCUAUA
Messenger RNA from Argiope bruennichi, 2396 nucleotides. RefSeq lists its product as uncharacterized. The record is from RefSeq and is a predicted model, not a curated record. Bases 67 to 1743 code for a protein of 558 amino acids. Gene Ontology annotation, molecular function: structural constituent of chitin-based larval cuticle. Lineage: Eukaryota; Metazoa; Arthropoda; Arachnida; Araneae; Araneidae. The transcript has 4 exons. Gene Ontology annotation, cellular component: chitin-based extracellular matrix.